Messenger RNA from Astyanax mexicanus (Mexican tetra), 4832 nucleotides. It is a transcript of the gene pdlim4, whose product is annotated as PDZ and LIM domain 4. The record is from RefSeq and is a predicted model, not a curated record. Gene Ontology annotation, biological process: heart development; muscle structure development; actin cytoskeleton organization. The transcript has 7 exons. Gene Ontology annotation, cellular component: filamentous actin; adherens junction; Z disc. NCBI's taxonomy places the organism in Eukaryota, Metazoa, Chordata, Actinopteri, Characiformes, Acestrorhamphidae. Bases 115 to 1071 code for a protein of 318 amino acids. Gene Ontology annotation, molecular function: actin binding; muscle alpha-actinin binding.
CGGACUGAGCGGAUCCGGAGAGAGAGAGAGAGUCCGCGGGUACGGGUUCCGUUAGCGCGCGCUCACCGUGAUCUAUAGAGAGAAACCGGGUGAAUAACGGAGAUUCCGGUAAACAUGCCCCGGACCAUCGCUCUGACCGGACCGGCACCGUGGGGGUUCCGCCUGGUGGGCGGGCGGGACUUCAGCUCGCCGCUGAUGAUCUCCAGAAUAACUCCCGGCAGUAAGGCCGCUCUGGGGGAUCUGUGCCCUGGGGACACCAUCCUGUCCAUCAACGGAGACAGCACUGACUCUAUGACCCACAUGGAGGCUCAGAACCGGAUUAAAGCGUGCACAGAUCAGCUGGUGCUGGACAUCAUCAGGUCUGAAAUGAAAGGCUCGUCCUUUUCUGUAAUAGACGACAACAAGUCCAGCCCGUACAUCACUACAUCAGAGGACGAAUCACAGAUCUUUCAGCCGAUCCACACUGGCAGCACUCCCUCUCCCACGAGCCUGUCCUCCAGAAGCCCAACCUCUUAUGCUCCCGUCAGCAACGGCAAUUCACGGCUUUUAACAAAUCCUAAACCAGCACUGCAGUCUCCCAGCAGCAACAACGGCUUCAAUACAGAGUCUGACGUCUACAAGAUGCUGCAGGACCCUGAAGUUCCUGCAUCUGUACCCAAACAGUCCGGCUCCUUUAAAUACCUGCAGGGAAUCCUGGAGGCUGAAAACGGAGGUUCUUCCCCGACGGACCGACCCGGAGUGAGGGGGGGGCAAUCCUCAGCCCGAUCCCCGGUGACCCGGCUGAGCAGCCCCGUCCUGAGCCCUAUCACCCCCCUGUCCGGAUUACAGAAACUGCCCCAGUGCACGCGCUGUGGGGAGGGCAUUGUUGGUACGAUUGUAAAGGCCAGAGAUAAGCUGUAUCACCCGGAGUGCUUCGUGUGUGACGACUGCAGCCUGAACCUCAAGCAGAGAGGAUACUUCUUCAUAGAGGAGAACCUGUACUGUGAGACCCACGCUAAGGCCCGGGUGCAGCCCCCCGAGGGAUACGACGUGGUGGCAGUGUACCCCAACUCUAAAGUGGAACUGUUCUGAUUUAUUAUAAUCACUUACACACACACACACUUACACACACUUACACACCAGCCUCUGCAUGAUGACCUGCUUUAGCGCACUUAACUUAACUUAACUCUGGUGUAAAAUGGACUUUUAUUGUAGUAAAACAUGAUAAAAGUUCUUAUCUUUGAUGAAUAGCACACCUCUGUUCUCCCACAGCGUUCAGAGAUCCAGAAAUUUUAACAGUUUAUCCAACAAACACCCUUCAGACUGGGAGAUACGGGACAUAAUUUACCCUGAAUUUACCCUUACUCGAAUGUGUGUUACGGAGGAGUGCUGGAAGGGGCGGAGCAUGAGAUUGUUAAAAAAAGGUUUUAAAAAAGAGUUUAAGGACUUAGUCGCUGCUUAACAGUAGAUUACAGUAAUGUAAAGGAGGUAGAGGUAGAGAUUCCUGAUAUAACUGGGUUAAUGUUCUCGUAAAAUUCAACCCAGCAUCCGUUUAAGGAUAUAGCCCCACCCUUUAACAAAACGAGCCAAUCAGCUUGCUGCUUACACAAGUGUUGCGAGUGGAGGAGGGUCUGUGUGGUGUUGGGAAAGCUCUCUCAGUGUGGAGAUCUGCGCAAGCGCAGCAGCCAGAACAAGCCGUAAAAAUCAAGUUUUCUGUACAUUAUUGAUCCAAACGCUAAAACUAAUCAUUAGGUUUAUAUCAGGUUUUAUCAGUAAUAGAAUAAUAACGGUUUAGAAUGAAAGUUUAGAAUAAAAUGUAACGUGACCAUGUUGUAGCACAGGACUUUGGUCAGUGUAACUGUAUCAAGCUUAAUUCUGUGUCGAGAAAAUAGAAAAUUGGGUAUAAAACUUAUUUUAUUUUUCAGUAUAGAGAAAAUUAAAUGGUUUUUCAUCCAAUAUUUCAAUUAUUUAGUUUUUCAUUUGAGCCUUUCACAAACACAAUUUCAAGAAAAAUUAAAAGUAGAUUUUUCUCUUAAUUUUCAGAUUUUUCUUUUUUUGUGUUGUGUAACACACAUCUGAUGUUUUAAUCCAACUUGCAAAAUGCAAAAAUCAGAAACAAAAAAUAAAACGUACUUGUUGUACACUGCACUACAUUUUAAAAAUAUAUAUUUUUUAAAAAGUGUUUUUUUACAUCCAUUUUUUAAAUUUCGCCUUUAGCCUCAAAUGGUCAGAAAAUGUAAUUAAUAAACAUUACACUGACCAACAUUAACAUUCCUGCUGGUACUUUUAAAUUCUGAAUGUCAGAAGCUUCACUCGCUCUCAGUGUGGAGAUCUGCGCAAGCGCAGCAGCCAAAACAAGCCUUAAAAUCAGGUUUUCUGUGCAUUAUUGAUCCAAAUGCUACAAUCUAAUCAUGAGGUUUAUAUCAGGUUUUAUCAGUAAUGUAAAAUAUGUUGUUGAAAUGCAAGUGGCCCACACUGUUGUGAGCAUUUAUACUUGUGCAUUGGUGUGUCUGUGUUGUUCUGCAGUUACACCGCAAAAAAGAAAAUGCUCAAUGGACCAAUCACAGUACCUAUAGGGGAAUGUGUAGGUUACGUGGCUAUGCAUAAGGUAUGUUUAUGGUACAGGUAGGGGAUGCAGCUACAUAUAUGGUACACGUACAGGGGUUGGACAAUGAAACUGAAACACCUGUCAUCAUUUUAGUGUGGGAUUUUAGGUUUCAUGUCUAAAUUGGAGCAGCCUGGUGUUCAAUCUUCAUUAAUUGCACAUUGCACCAGUAAGAGCAGAGUGUGAAGGUUCAAUUAGCAGGGUAAGAGCACAGUUCUGCUCUAAAUAUUACAAUGCACACAACAUUAUGGGGGACAUACCAGAGUUCAAAAGAGGACAAAUUGUUGGUGCACAUCUUGCUGGAGCAUCUGUGACCAAGACAGCAAGUCUUUGUGAUGCAUCAAGAGCCACGGUAUCCAGGGUAAUGUCAGCAUACCACCAAGAAGCACCAACCACAUCCAACAGGAUUAACUGUGGAUGCUGUAAGAGGAAGCUGUCUGAAAGGGAUGUUCGGGUGCUCACCCGGAUUGUAUCCAAAAAACAUAAAACCACGGCUGAUCAAAUCACGCAGAAUUCAAUGUGCACCUCAACUCUCCUGUUUCCACCAGAACUGUCCGUCACCACAAUCAAUUAUUGUGCUCUAAAACCAGGUGUUUUAUUUAGUUUCAUUGUCCAACCCCUGUAAGCUAAGCGUAGGGUACAUGGCUACGGAUAGGGUACAUAUUUGGUACGCAUAGGUUUUUUUUGUAAUAUAUAAAAUCCUUUACAUUUUCUAAAAAUCAUCAGAGCUCCUUAUAAUCCGGUGCUCCUUAUGUAUGAAUUCUAUCAGUCAGGUAUUAAGGAGCAGUAAAGACACUCCACUGAAGUACAGAGUUAUAAUGGUGAUUUUUCAGUGAAGUUUCUCCAGCACCAAGGCUGGAGCAGCAUUAGCAUUAACCGCCCUGGGUUACCGGAACACACUGGGCCGCAUUUAAAUCCUGCUAGCUCUGUGGUUAGCGGCUAAUGCUGCUGCACCUAGCCUUAGUGCUGGAGAAACUUCACUGAAAACUCACCCUGAUAUUUUCUGACCGCUUUACUUUCAUCAUGGCUGCCGAGUGAAUAAGGUGCAUGGUUUUGGUUACUGGUCCCUUUGUUUUAAGUGUUUUUUAUUCAGUUUAGAAUAAAAUUGAACGUGACCACUUUGUUGCACAGGACUUUGGUCUGUGUAACGUUUAGCAGUUUAAUUUUCGGACUGUAUCAAGCUUAAUUUGAAAAUUGGGUAUAAAACUUCAUUAUUUAUAUUUUUCCAUUCAGUACAGAGAAAAAGGAAAUGUCUUUUCAUCCUAUUUAGUUUUUCACUUCGGAAUUUCAAGAAAAAUUAAAAGUUGAAUCUUUCGAUUUUCAGAUUUUCAGUCCUUUUUGUGUCAUUUAACACAAAUCUGAUGUUAUAAUCCAACAUGCAUAAUUGGAAAAAUCUGAAAAUAAAGAAAAGAUUUUUUUUUUUUGCAUUUUCAAUAUGAAAAGAUAAAAAUGGAUAAAUGGAUAAAACAUACGUAUGUAUUGUACACUUCACUACAUUAAAAAAAUAUAUUUUUAAAAAAUCUGUUUUUACAUCCAAUUUUCUAAUUUCAUAUUUAGCCUAAAACGGUCAAAAAAUUAAAUUAAUAAACAUUACACUGAUCGAUGUUGACGGUCCUGCUGAUACUUUUAAAUUCUGAAUGUCAUUCCAAGUUUCCACAAACUUUCCAGCUGAAACAUGAAAGGAGAAGAAAAAAAAUCACCUUUUGAUCAUGUUACGCAAAAUUAAUGUCUUAUUUUUGUUGUUUUGUGUGUUUUAUCAUUAUACAGCAUUGUUACAUUUCUGUCAGUUCUGUUUGAACAUAUUCAGUUACAGCAAUCAAUCAUUUACAUCAAACAAAUUUUGCUUAAUUUGAUACAUUUUAACUAAGAUUUUUUUAAAUAAUGUUUUGAUUUUUGCGUGUCCUAAAAAUCAACUGACUGAGAUAACUGAUGCUUACUCUGUGUGUGUGCUUCCCGAAAAAAAAAAAUAAUAAUAAUAAUACUUAUUUAUGUUGAUUUUAAGUUGAGCUCAUGAGUGAAAUCAGGUUUGUAGUUUGUUAAAUCUGUGAAAAGAUGAAGAUGAAGUGUGUGUUCAGAUGAAGUAGUGUGCAGUAGUGUGCAUUUUAACACUGUGCUGGCCUUUUUACUAGUUUUACUUUUAUUUUUAUAUAUCUUGUGUAUAUGUGUGUUUCUAAACUCCACCCCUGUCUUUUUCCAGCUAAUGAUGAUGAUGAUGUUGAUAAAAAUAAUAAAAUGCUAAUUGAUUUUU